Molecule: messenger RNA, 3030 nt
Organism: Ostrea edulis (European flat oyster)
Lineage: Eukaryota; Metazoa; Mollusca; Bivalvia; Ostreida; Ostreidae
Product: multiple epidermal growth factor-like domains protein 10
Exons: 7
Coding region: 189-1256 (355 amino acids)
Molecular function (GO): scavenger receptor activity
Source: RefSeq, a predicted model, not a curated record
CGAAUGCAAAACCAAUCAGUCCUCAAGACUCGGGUAUCUCUGCUGAUUUUGACGGAACAGGAAUCGUUUAUCAACGCGACGGGCGGGCAUUAUGUUUGGAGAGAUUUUCUUCAAGAAACGUCUGGGUCAUAUGUUCAAUCUGGGGAUUUCUACCAGACGGAGCAGGCUUCGGAAGUACAACGUCCGAUAUGAUUUCAAGUCGAUAUAUAAGAUGUCAAGGAAACGAAACCAGUAUAAAUCAAUGUUCCAGUGGCAUGUGUACCCGGGAUAGAGCAGUUACAGUCACUUGCCAAAAAGGCAAUACGCUGGCUGGUUUUUCGGUGUAUGUUUCUGAUACCCAAAACUGGACAACCGGAAGUAUUUGUUAUCAACAUGACAUCCAAGAGAAACCAAACACCAACAAUAUCAACAUUAAUUGCGUAACUUCCGGUCGUUACGUCACCAUAUACAACGCAAGGAACCAGACAUCAUAUACAGAUGUUUCCGAUAAUGCUUAUAUCAACAUAUGUGAAAUUGACGUGCAAGGUUGUGAAACUGGAUUUUACGGAGCAAACUGCACUAAGUGUCCAGAAAAUUGCUUGAACGGCUCAUGCCAUUUUCAGAUAGGGUAUUGUUUUGAUUGUGAAGAUGGAUAUAGAGGGGCAAUGUGUGAAUCAGAAUGUGCUGCUGGUCUCUACGGAACAAGAUGUUCUCUGACGUGUGGAGACUGUCGUGAUGAAGCAGCAUGUAACAAUAUCAAUGGUUCAUGUCCUGAGGGAUGUUCUGCUGGACGAAGAGGAGAUAGAUGUGAUAAUGUAUGUGCUGAAACCUAUCAUGGUCAAUCGUGUAACUUGAGCUGCAAUGUACACUGCAAAGAUAGACUUUGCGACCCUGUAAUGGGAUUUUGCGAUGCCUGUAUUGAAAAGAGAUCCGGGUACUUCUGUGAAAAUGAAAUUUUCGUAAACAACCCUGCUGCAGUAACCUCGACGAACACCAACAGUCUCCUCAUCGCUGUGGUUGUGGUGUCAGCCAUCUUGAUCCUCACAAUGAUCUCAAUAGCACUGUAUUGCAUAAGGAGAAAUUGCAUAUGCGUACAUUACAACAACCCAGAAUCAGAGUACGAAAAUACAGUAGUUACAAAUGAAAAUAAUGAAUAUAAUGAACUACAGCUGAAGAAGGAAAGUGAUUCAGACGAGAGUGAAACCACUCACUACAUGGACAUUUCCACCAUUGACGUUGUUUCUAACACUGAGUACAUUAACCUUAGUUUCAAAUAAUGCAAUUUGUGUUAGUGUAUGAGGCGGGGUGUCUCUAUUCGCUUUGAUGAAAACAUUCAGAAAGCUUAUCACUCACUCAGUUCGCAUUUAAUUUACUUACUUCUUUACAGCUUCCUGUUUAGAUCAUGCAAUGUGAAUGAAGAAUAAUGUCAAGCUUUGUCACUGCAUAGAAACAAAGAUCGAAGUUCGUUGUAAUUUAAAAUAAGUGCAUAUGGGUGGUUGGGGUUGAAUUGAACAUAAACCUUCAACUGGGACAUUAGUAUACAGUCAUGUAUUUACGCAGAUUUUACGUUGCAUGUGCAUUACUAAGAAUGUAGAUUUUUUAUUUUCAUAAUUUCAAAACUAUGAAUACUAUAAAUUAAGAUUUCAAACACUAAUAAUAUAGUCAGGUGGUAGAAUUAGACACAUAUGUCUGCGUGUGAAAUACGUUCGCACAUGCAAGUAAAUACAUGAAAUAUGCCAAUUGGAACUUUUUUUCGAAUAUGCUCAAUCGAUUAAUUUAACAGUCAAUAUGUAAUUUGCAUACAUGUAUAAUUAUGCAUGUAUGGCAAUGGGUGUUUUCUUAUAAUAGUAUCAAGGAUAUACAAUGUGAUUAUAGGCAUAUGCUCUGAAAACUUAUGUUGUCCUCUCUCUACACACAGUGUACAUGUAUGCAAAGUGAAGAUAACGAACAGUGAUUAUGAUAUGUGUACACACAUUAUGAGUCACAGUACAUUGUAGGACAUAAUACAUGUGCUUAUAAUAUUAAUAUCAUUUGUUUAAGAACAUUUCAAUUCAAAUCUUAACUGAAUCUGUCAGGUUUUCUAAUAUAUCUUUGAAAAAUACAAAAUAAUUUAACACAAUACGAAUCAUCGUCUUAUAAAACAUAUGGUGUCAACGGUUUGAGUUUUAUGAAGUCCAUAAAAAUGACCAUAAAUAUCCUUCCUAGCCUUUGCGAAUUUUGGGCAGAAGAAAAAAAUAAUGGUAUGCAUCUUAUACUUAUAAUAUUCACAUGAACAUAACGUGGUUGCAGUAAUAGAUCAUUGUUCAUAGUACACAAUUGUGACAAAAUCUAGUACCUAGAUGUACGACCAUAAGUGGUAAUUUAGCUUGCCGCAUUAUUUAUGUUUUAUAAUUUGAGAUUGAAUGAGCAUUUCUAAUACCAAUAGAAAGGCAGUUGACCUGUAAGGAUGUAAUGCUUUCUUCAUUUUAUCGACAUCAAAUGAAUAUUUUACGCCUAUUGAAUCGACUCGUGACAAUGCCGGGCGACAGGCUUACGAAAACAAAAACAUGUGGGAUAUGGAACAAUCACACAACAUAAAUUGGUCAAAUACAGUCAAAUUCCUUUUGAAUCUCUUGAUAUGACAGAAUAUUUCCUAAAUCGUAUUGUCUGUAACUUGAACACAGUGGAAGAAAAACUUCGUCGGGAAUUUAUGAAUGACUGGAAUGAAGAGGUCCAUUACGUUCCAAAACUUAGAACCUACCGAACCGCAAAAAAAUAUUCAUGAGUGAUUUUCAAACAGAAAUAUAUGUAAUGAUGAAUAUUCCAAAAAGUUAUCGUUCUAUACUUGCCUAGUUAAGAUGUGGUGUCUUACCUAUAAGCUUUUAUUAUGUGGAGAUUUUGAUGGCAAACUAGGUAGAGUAUGAAUUGUUUGACUGUACAUAUUCAUUAAAUCGCAAAACAAGUAAAAGUUUAUGAGAUUAAAUAAAGGAACAGUUUGCUUUAGUUCUAUAAUAUGCAAAACAUUGACUUUGCGUAUCGAAAACAGCCGUUUUCCGCAUCCAUUCUUUUAUA